Mycetomoellerius zeteki is the source of this 3118-nucleotide messenger RNA. RefSeq names its product nardilysin-like. The record is from RefSeq and is a predicted model, not a curated record. Lineage: Eukaryota; Metazoa; Arthropoda; Insecta; Hymenoptera; Formicidae. Gene Ontology annotation, molecular function: metal ion binding. The transcript has 13 exons.
AUGUCAGAAGUGAAGCGUACGACCGAAGGCAAUAAAUUUCUUGUUGAAUAUCUGGACUCGCCUGCUGAUGUAUCGACCGAGUAUUACAAGAAUGUACAUAGAGUCGUUAAACUACAAAAUGGUUUAACAGUUUUGUUAAUAUCUGGAUUGGAAAAAUUGAAUUAUGAAGAUAUGAGUUAUAAAGAUUAUGAAGAAGGUAGUUCUACAGUUAAACAACUUAACAGUGAUAUACGGAAGGCAUUUUGUGGCUUAUGUGUGCAAGUAGGCAGUUUUAACGAUCCACCGGAAGUUCCUGGCCUGGCACAUUUGCUUCAGCGCAUGGUUUUCAUGGGAUCCGAAAAAUAUCCAAAAGAAAACGGUUUUAAUGAAUUUAUCAGUCGCCAUGGUGGUACUAUUGAUGGCGCAACGGAUUGCGAGCAUACAAGAUUUUACUUUGAUAUUUCAGAGAAACACUUAUUGCCAGCUUUCGAUCGUUUUGUUCAAUUUUUCAUUGGACCUUUAAUGAAGAGAGAUGCCAUCACGCGGGAGCGAGAAGUUAUACAAAGGGAGUUUCAGUGGGAUUCAUCUAGUGACAAAAACAGAAAGGAACAAUUAUUAUCUUUUCUUGCUCGAACUGGUCAUCCACCCAGUAAGUUUCUUCGGAGCAAUUUAACAACAUUACACAAUGAUAUAGAUGAUGACAAGUUGUACGAAGAGUUGCACAAAUUCAGAAAGUGCCAUUAUAGCGCUCACAGAAUGAUGCUAGCUAUACAGGCGAGCUUAUCGCUAGAUACAUUGCAACUAUUAGUCACAAAUUUUUUUAGUGAUAUACCAAGUAAUUGGCUGUCUUCCGAUGACUUUACUGAAUUUAAAGACGGCGUUUCUUUUAAUACUGACAUUUUCCAAAAACUGUAUAAAGUUAAAACCAUCAAAAGUAUCAGCCAAUUACAUGUAACAUGGGCUUUGCCUUCAAUUAAUUCGUACAGAAGUAAACUAUAUAAAUAUAUUUCAUGGAUUUUUGAGCAUAAAGGAAAUGGAUCUUUAACUGGUUAUCUACGUAAAAAAAUGUGGAUCUUUGAUUUGUUCUGUGGUAUCUGUGAUAACGAUAAUGGUUUCGGAUACAACUCUAUGUAUGUUUUAUUCGAGAUUGUAGUAGAACUCUCCCAUGAAGGAGAACAGAAUCUGAAAGAUAUUCUAGAUGCAAUCUUCUCCUUUAUCAAUUUAGUAAGAAAGGCGGGACCACAAGAAAGGAUUUAUGAUGAAAUUUAUAAGUUUGAAGAAAUUAAUUUUAGGUAAAUUAAUUUAGGCUUUUAUAGAUUUUUUAUUACGCACGAUGAUGUAUUUGAUCUAUGUAAAGAUAUGCAUUUCUAUCCGUCGCGUGAUUAUAUAACUGGAAAGCAUAUUUAUUUCGAAUAUAACCCAGAAGCUAUACAAAACUGUUUGGAUCUUAUGGUGCCAGAGACGGCGAAUAUUAUGAUUUUCAACAAUGAUUUAGAAUUAAAUAUAGUCGAGUCACGUUUGAAAAUUAAUUAUACAGAUUUUGAGUUACGACAGGAAUGGAUCGAACGCUGGAAAUCUAUCGAGCCAUUGUCAGAUUUUCAUUUACCAUUACGCAAUGAAUUGUCUACCAACUAUUUCACUUUAAUACCAGUCUCAGCAGAAGUUUCGAAAUAUCCUAUAACAAUAUACAAUGAUCAUAUGUCACAGAUCUGGUAUCAUCCAAAGUUUUAUUGGCCGAUGUGUCAUAUAAAUUUUAAUUUUAUUUCUCCUCUGAUGCUCCAAACACCAAAAACUGCAGCUCUACUGCAAAUGUACUGCAAUGUAAUAAAAUUUCUAUUGCUCGAGGGAUUCUAUCCAGCUGUGAUGAAUGGGUUUGAUUAUAACAUCGAUGUCAAUGAAGAAGCUACAGGUAUUACAAUACAAACGAGCUGGUUUCGCGAAUCACUGCCAAACAUAUUGAUGGAUAUUGCAGAAUGUAUAAAUGCUCUAGUCUAUGUUUCGCAGGACUUGUUUAAAAUUAUUAAAAUUCAACAAUUCAUGGCAUAUUACAACAAAUUUAUAGAACCUGAGGAACUCAUCGACGAUGUGAUAUUAUGGAUACUAAAGUGCCGCUACAGUACAUACAUUCAGAAGUACAAUGUUCUACGUAGUAUUAAACUUGAAAACUUCCGAGACUUUGCAAAGUUUUUCACCGAUAAUCUGUACAUCCAGUGCCUUGUUCAAGGCAACAUAACGAAAGACUUUACGAUCAAUAUUAUACAACGAUUUAUCAAAAAUAUUAAUUGCGGUUCCUUGAAUAAUACGAUAUGGCCUAGUGGAAUCACUGAGAUAUCCAGAGGCACAUCUUAUUGCAAGUUGAAAAAUAUUAACCGAACUGAUGUAAACUCGAUAGUGACAAAUUAUUAUCAAGUCGGUAUUGCUUCAAAUGAAUUAUCGAUGUUAAUCGAGUUGAUGCUCAUGAUAAUGAAAGAACCGUUAAUGAAUCAGCUACGAACCCAAAAACAGUUUAAUUAUGUUUCGUGCAACUUUAGAGAUAUCAACGGAAUGUUAGGAUAUUCUAUUACUGUUUACACUCAGGCAGAUAAGUUCACAACCGAAUCCGUUGACCAACAGAUCGAGGAAUUUCUGAAUUCGUUUAAAAUCGUGUUGGAACAGUUCUCAGAAAAGGAAUUAGAUGAUGUCAAAGAAGGUCUGAGAAUUUUAAAGCAACAUAACGAUUCCAAGAGUCUGAAAAACGAAAUUAAGAGGAACUGGAGUGAGAUCAUGAAGCAGCAAUACAUGUUUGACAGAUGUGAAAAAGAAGCGCUUGCACUAGAGAACAUAAAUAUCAAUAAGCUGAGAGAAUGGUUUGGAAGGCACAGACAGAACGGAAAUAGUUUCAGAAAAUUGAGCGUACAUGUGGUAGGAACUGAUUCGAAGGAAACUGCAGUCAAUGCAGAGAAUCGUAGGCAUAGGGUGUACUCUCUUAAGGAAUAUAUAAUUGUAGCACAAAAGUGCUACAGAUCUUCAUAUUACUAACGUAUAUGAUUACAAAACCCUUUAUAUCGUCUAACCAUAUAAUAAAUGAGGAGAUUAAUCCUGUCAUCCUUAAAGCGCUUAGUAAAUUAUACUUACUUGACAAAAUGGUGCAAUGACGAUA